Messenger RNA from Camelina sativa (false flax), 1794 nucleotides. NCBI's taxonomy places the organism in Eukaryota, Viridiplantae, Streptophyta, Magnoliopsida, Brassicales, Brassicaceae. The record is from RefSeq and is a predicted model, not a curated record.
GUACUUGAUUGGCUAGCUGAGCUCUAAUUCAAAACAUCGUCCGUCUCCAUCUAGUUGGAAAACCCGGAUUGUUAACCGGCUUCACUUGAAUUGAACCGGCCAAUCAUUUCGGUUAUUUCCCGAACCAAAGUUCCCACUCCUUGUUACUUAAAUUCGAAGUCUCUCUAUCAAAUAGAAACUUUCUCAUUCUCUUUUACUGAUCGAUCUCAAAGCGUCUUGGACACUACCAGUACCAACUUUUCUGGGUUUGACAAAGAUAGUGGUUUUUUCUUUUAUUUGGGACAAACGAGAAAGAUAGUGGCUUUUCUUGUUGUUUUUCAACAAAAAAAAAUGGCUAAAACGGAAACAAUUAUAUCUUUGUAUGCUCAAUUUCUCUAAAGCUUAAGAACAAACCACUCUCUAUUCCUUCGAGUUCUUCAUAAGACCUUUUCAGCUCCAACUUUGUUCUCCCAGUUACGAUUUUGAAACUGCAGCAGUAAGAUUAUGUCUUCUUCAUCAACAUCGUCGAUAAUGCCAGACUGGUCUCAGCUCCCUGAAGAGCUAUUGCCUCUCAUCUCGAAGCAUCUAGAGGAGAACUGUUUCGAUGUAAUUCAUGCUCGCUCUGUUUGCAGCUUGUGGCGAUCCAUAUUUCCCUUUCCUUCUUCCCUACUACGCCCAAGUUACUCUCUUCCCGAGUACUCGCUACACAGAGAUCUUAAAGAAAUGAUCACCCUCGAGAAGGUACCUUUGUUCCUCUUUAGAGUCCUAACUCCUUGUGUUGCUGAUGAUGUGUCGACUUCAGAGUAUUAUCUGGGAGGAAUAGGCCGACAUGAGUCAGAGGAGGAUCAUAUGGAGCUUCCAUCUCCUCUUCAGUGCUCAGUGAAAGUCAAGAUUCCAGGAACUGUGCCAACUUUGAUGAACAUGAUCGACUGCCAGAUCAUCCCUCUGGGACAUGAGUACAGAAUGAUGGGUCGGCCUCUUAGUUGCGUGGCUUUUCUUCCGCUAGACAAGGAGCGAGGAGGAGGAGCAUUCGUUGUGCUUGUCACAUACCGUCUCUGUUUGUUGGUGUUAACAAGUGCUGAAAUGAGGUGGAAGCGGCUUAGUAACAUCCGAGGUGCUUCAUCCUGGGAUGUAGUCACUUUUAGAGGCAGGUUUUAUGCAUCUCGUUCUUCCUGUACUACUUUCGUCAUCGAUCCUUAUUCGCUUGAGGUGACUCUUCUGUCUCCCGUACACUUACGCGUGCCUCAUGAAAUAUACUAUCUGGUUCCAUGUGGCGAUGAUGAACUUUUCCUAGUUGAGGGAACCUACCCAGCUGUUGAUGGAUUAGAUUUAGAUAUUAGUCAGUUAACAUUUAGAGUAAGGAGGCUUGAUGAGGAGGCAUGUACAUGGGUUGAGGUCAAUAAUCUGGGAGACCGUGUCUUGUUUAUUGGUGGACGCUCGAGAAAAUUCUCUAUCUCAGCUAAGGAGCUUCCUCAUGGUUGUGGUUUAACUGGCAACUCGAUUUUGUUCACCCAUCUGCGAGGCAAUGUAACUUUCGCCUUUAAAUAUGGAGUACAUGCAGGAAACGCGGUAGACAAUCUCAAUUGUUGGAGAUCCUCAAGGGAGAAUCGUGUGAUGAUCCUCAAAAAAUUUGCUCCGGUCGUGGCCUUCCAGGUUGAACGCUAGGCUGUAAAUUCUCUCUUUGGAUACCUGUUAUUCCGCUUUAAUUAGAUGGAAAGACUAUGUUUUCCUUUGAUUCUGUAGUAUCCGAUGUUAGCCAUUCGUACUGGAGACUAUAUAAAUGGUAGUAGUUGUUUAAUAUUUAGUUUGUUUUAA